Prionailurus viverrinus (fishing cat) is the source of this 1485-nucleotide messenger RNA. It is a transcript of the gene SYCE1L, whose product is annotated as synaptonemal complex central element protein 1 like. Gene Ontology annotation, biological process: synaptonemal complex assembly. The record is from RefSeq and is a predicted model, not a curated record. Gene Ontology annotation, cellular component: synaptonemal complex. NCBI's taxonomy places the organism in Eukaryota, Metazoa, Chordata, Mammalia, Carnivora, Felidae. The transcript has 12 exons. The coding region runs from base 6 to 827 and encodes 273 amino acids.
GGAAAAUGGCGGGGAAGUUAGAGCCUUUGGCAAUGGAGCCGCCGGAAGUUGUGGAGGAGACCGGGGAGGCUGAAGGGCAGACCAAGCCUUUGAAGGUGCCUGAAGACUUGCUGGCAAUGGUGAAAAAGCUGCACAAAGAGGGAAGUCUGGAGCCACAGAUUGAAGACCUGAUUAACCGGAUUAAUGAGCUUCAGCAAGCAAAGAAGAAAUCCAGUGAGGAAAUGGUAGAGGCCCAAGCUCUCUGGGAGAGCCUGCACAGGGAACUGGACUCCUUGAAUGGAGAGAAAGUUCACCUAGAGGAGGUCUUGAGCAAAAAGCAAGAGGCACUGGGGAUCCUCCAGCUGCACUGCCAGAGGAAGGAAAGUGGAGCUCAGAGGAAGAACGUGUUGCAGGAGUGCACAGAGCAAAUUUCUGUCCAUAACUGUCAGGUUACAGAGAGUUGCAGGCAGAGGAAGCUGGGGGUUCAGGUUGAAGAACAGCUGGAGAAUUUGAUGAGCCAGCACAAGGACCUCUGGGAAUUGCACAUGUUGAAGCAGCGAUUGACCUGGGAGAUACGUGCCCUGCAGAGCAGCCAGGAGCAGCUGCUCACUGAAGAGAAACUGGCCCGGGACAAGCUGCGGGAGGUGGAGCGGAGGCUGCGCUCGCCACCCGAGGUCGGGGGCGCCCGGAUGGUGAACGACGGGCAGCCGGCGGAGGUGGAGAUACUCGAGGGGCAGGAGACUGCCCCAAACCGUUGCCCCCCAAAGGACGCGGCCUGCAAAGGAGAGGCCGGCCCCGAGCGCCCCAGCGCCCGCAGCGAGGACCUGGAGCGGCCCCCAGACCCAUAGGACCCGCCCCGCCCCCUCCCCCCACGCCCCUCCUUCGAAGGCGACCGGAAAUAAAGGCGCGGAUUUCGGACCGUCCGUCACCUCCAGCUUCAGUCUGUUCUCCAAUUCCUAACUGUUUCACCAACAGGGGCUAAAGGGAACGUGUUAAACACCCAUAUGAGGUCCUGUAUGUCUCCUAGUAAAUCCCAGCCUCCCAACAGCCCCUGCAUCCCCCACAGACGUCACUGACCUUGGGCCCCUUCCCUGCCCCCCUCACCCGGGCAGUUCCAGCCAGCUGCUGCUGCACCCUCUCCAAGUACUUUUUCAUCUCAGGACCUUUGCCCUGCUGUGUCCUCACGUGGGGGGGGGGGGGGGGGGGGGCUUUCCCCAGGUCUCUACAACAGCAAGUCAGUUAAGUAUGUCAGCUCCCUUGGAGGCUGACGUGGGGGACCCUGUUCCGAAAGGUGUCUUGUUGGGGCGCCUGGGUGGCUCAGUGGGUUGGGCAUCUGACUCUUGGAUUUUGGUUGGGUCAUGAUCCCAGGGUGGUGGGAUAGAGGCCCUGGUUCGACUCUGUUCUGAGUGUGGAUCCUGCUUAAGAUUCUCUCUCUUCCUCUGCCCUCAGCCCCUUCCCCCUUUCAAAAAAAAAAUAAAAUGAAUUAAAAAAAAUUAAAAUUCAAAA